AUGCCUUCGCGCUGCCGCUCCGACUCCAGCUACUGCAGGGUUCGCGCGUGGCCGAGCGGCCGCUUCGACGCGAAGAUCCGCUCCGGCGAGGAGCGGAUCCGAAUCGGAACCUUCGACAUCGCGCAUGAGGCGGCGCGAGCCUACGACGCCGUCGCGUGGCGCCUCGAGCUGUUCCCGCCGACACAUGAACUUCGACGACGUUUGGACGCGCGAGCAGCGGAGAUGCUCGCGCCGCCGUCGCCGAUCGUCACGACCGAGCAGCGGCGCCGCGCCCACGAGCUCGAGCAACGUCUGCGCGUGGCGGAGCAGGACGAGCGCGUGCGCCUCGAGUGGGCGCGCGCGUUCCCGGAGGACGUCGCUGCCAUAGAGGCAUUUUACGCGCAGAAGAAGGAGGCCAAGGCGAAGGCGGCCGCGAAGAAGAAGGCCGACCGCGACAGGCGCCGUGCUGAGUCGGCGGCGAGGAAGGCGGAGAGGGCGGAGAAGGUGGCGCGGAGGGCGAAGAGGGCGGAGGAGAAGAGAGGCGUCGGACCGUCGACGAACAUGCCGACCUCCUCCUCCGCCGGUGUCCGACACGACUCCGACUAG
This is a messenger RNA of Lolium perenne, 585 nucleotides long. The record is from RefSeq and is a predicted model, not a curated record. NCBI's taxonomy places the organism in Eukaryota, Viridiplantae, Streptophyta, Magnoliopsida, Poales, Poaceae.